AUGCCGUUCGCAACCAUCAACGGGCACUCGCUCCACUACACAGAUAUAGCUCCAGCAUCGUCGUCAUCCCAGUCCCCGUCAACACACACUCUCAUCUUUGUGCACGGACUGGGCUCAACCCAGAACUACUAUUUCCCCGUCUUCCCCUUCCUUACGUCCUACCGAUGCAUCAUCUUCGAUAACUAUGGCGCCGGACGCUCGGAUUUCCAGGCAGGCACAGAGACCUCGAUCCCGUCCAUGGCAAGUGACGUCCUAGGUCUGCUCAGUCAUCUGGGUGUCGAGAAGGCUGUCGUGCUGGGCUACUCCAUGGGCGGCAUGGUGCCGACGUACCUGGCAUCCACGUCGCCCGACCGCGUCGUGGCAGGGAUAUGUAUCGGGCCUGUCCACCCCAGCGAAGCCGUGGCGAACGUCUUCAAACAGCGGAUCCCCACAGUGCAGUCCCAAGGGAUGGAAUCCAUGGCCAACACCAUCCCCAAUGGCGCCACGGGGCCCGGAACCACCGCCUUACAGAAGGCUCUCAUCCGGGAAAUGCUUCUCUCGCAAUCUCCCGAGGGUUACUGCGCAAAUUGUCGCGCCAUUGAACUCGCCACUCCGCCCGAGUAUGCCAAAGUCAAAUGUCCAAUGUUGAUCAUCGCGGGGGAUCAGGAUAAGUCCGCCCCGUUGGCUGGCUGUGAGAUGAUUUUCAAUGAACUGGGCACGGCUCCGGAAAAGAAGAGGCUGCAGGUGUUGAAGGGAAUUGGGCAUUGGCACUGCGUUGAGGCACCAGAUGAGGUGGGCCGGUUGGUGAGACAGUUCGUCGAGCGAUUGUAG
Fonsecaea erecta is the source of this 810-nucleotide messenger RNA. RefSeq lists its product as hypothetical. The coding region runs from base 1 to 810 and encodes 269 amino acids. The record is from RefSeq and is a predicted model, not a curated record. NCBI's taxonomy places the organism in Eukaryota, Fungi, Ascomycota, Eurotiomycetes, Chaetothyriales, Herpotrichiellaceae. The transcript has a single exon.